Priceomyces carsonii is the source of this 2400-nucleotide messenger RNA. RefSeq lists its product as uncharacterized. The coding region runs from base 1 to 2400 and encodes 799 amino acids. The record is from RefSeq and is a predicted model, not a curated record. Gene Ontology annotation, cellular component: cytosol. Gene Ontology annotation, molecular function: protein binding. The transcript has a single exon. Lineage: Eukaryota; Fungi; Ascomycota; Pichiomycetes; Serinales; Debaryomycetaceae.
AUGUCACAGGUUUCGUGGCAAGAAAAAGAAGCAGCUUGGACGAAGAGACCGUCAAGCUCAAAGAAUCGUAGAUUUCACUCGUUUGAUCAUGAAAACGGUGGCCAAGAUAAUGGAGCUAAUGGUUCUUCUCAUGAUAAUGGGUCAAGUAGCGACACAACCAGUUUUCGCUCCUCCCAGCAUCUGACCACUCCCAUUCCUCCUAACAUUGGAAGUAAGCAAUACAGCAUGGAAGAAGUGUUUGCAGUUUGGUUCGAAAACGAGGCAAAGAUCUUGACAAUGAAACCACCUCUGUUAAGUGUUGAAAAAGAAAAAUACAAAUAUCCUGAACUUCAGCAGAUCUAUCAUUUGGAUGUUCAUUCACAUGCAUCCAAGAGUCCUGAAUCGUCAGGUUUAGUAGAUUCAUUUCGAAAUCUUUUGAACUCAGCAGCUGAUCAAACGGUUGAAAAUCAGGCAAAGCAUGACGUUUUGAUAGAUUCCAUUGCACUGAAGAAUCAAAUAGAACCUAUGACAAAUGAGUGGUGCUAUAUUGAUCCUAGUGGGAAUGAGCAGGGACCAUUCAGUGGCGAGAUGAUGCAACAAUGGUUCGCUGAUGGCUAUUUGACACCUCAGUUGCAAAUAAGAAGGAAAGAAGAUCAGAGCUAUCAAACUUUGCAAGAUAUUUGCGAGGCUGCUCAAAAUUUCAUUAGUCCUUUCGUGAUACCACUUUCAAACUCGGGGAACCAAAAUUCUACGAGCGUUCCCCAAACGAAUCAAAAUCUCUCGUCUUUUACUGAUCCAUCCGUAUCGCAUCCCCAGUUUAGCCAGUUAUUUUCAAAUGGGCAAGGACCUCUUACAGCAACAAGCGUAAGAAUGAAUCCGUCUGUUGGUGCACAAUCUAACUUGUUUGGUGGAGAAUUCAUCAAUAACGAUCCUUUUGCUCCCCUGUUAACAAAUCAAAAGUCCACAUUUGGAAUUGAACCCAUCAACACAAAUAUUGGGUUGAAUAAUGUUCAUUCGAUACCUUCAUUUUUGCAGCAACAGAUCCAGCAAACGGCACCGUCUUUAUCUCGUACCAACAGUAACUGGGCCUUGGAUUCGUCAAAUGGUCUUUUGGGAAGUGCUCCAGGAACUCCAGUAGCAAUUGCCCCUGCUGUAGCAUCUAUGAUACCUCAAAAUCCACCCAUAUCUCCUUGGUCAUCUCAUUCAAGGGGCCCCUCGCCAUUUGUUCCAUCCUCGAAUUUACAAGCAAGUAGCAUGAUCGACAAUGACAAGCCAGCGAAAGUGGAUCUGGAUAUUGGUGAACUUCCAUCAGUAGUUUCGGAUAUCUUGAACGAUGGAGAGGAAGAGAACUUUACAGAUACAGUUGCUCCGACAUUGUUGGCACCUGAGGCGAAGAAUGAGAGUCAGAUUACUCCCCCUGCUCAAAAUGAAACACAGGACACAACUCAGCCGUAUGAUCGUGUUUUGAAUGAUGAGAAGAACGUAGAAAUUGAAAAGGCAAAGGGAAAACAAUCAAAGAAACCCUUAAUUGCCGAUUCUGCACCUGUUCGUCUGAGCCCACUGCUAGCACCUUGGGCUAAUUCUAUGGCUUGCGAUAAUCAGGUUGAUGAAAAGGGGCCCAAGUUAUCUUUGAAAGAAAUUCAAAGAAUGGAAGCUGAGAAAUUAGAAAAACUCAAGAAGUUGCAAACUGAAAAGAAAACGGAGCUUCACCAGUCGUGGACGGAAGAUGAUACGGAAAAUAUAGUGUUUCCGAAAACGGCGAGCUGGGCUUCCAAUAACAAUGGAUCAUUAACAGGAUCUAAGAAGACCUUAGCUGAUAUACAAAAGGAAGAAUCUGAGGCAGCUGCAAAAGCAAAAGCUAGCAAACCAAAUUCUGCUUCCUUCGCAACUGCAGUUGCAAAUUCUACGCCUAAGGUUGAUUCUGCUUGGACAACCGUUACUUCGAAGAAAGUUACAAGCACGAAAAAACCCGUGCAAACAAUUACCAAUACUUCUUCUUGGGCUUCGAAAGCUAAUCCUCAAGUGUUGCGUUCAGUUUCAGCAAGCGAGCCUGUGAAUUCCUCGAACAAUGCUGUUGCAGUCAAGGAGGAAUUCCUCAUUUGGGCCAGAAAUGCUAUGAUGAAUUUAUAUCCAACAGUUUCUAAAGAUGAUUUACUUGAAAUUUUCGUCACUUUACCGUCCAGUGGACCAGAGUCUUCCCAAUUAAUCGCAGAAACCAUUUACAGUUCCUCUGCAACAAUGGAUGGAAGAAGAUUUGCUCAAGAAUUCAUUAAGAGACGUCAAAGAGUCGAGCAGCAAUCAGGAGGUAGCGAUGACACUAGCUGGCGCUCAGCAAUUACAUCCUCUGCAGGUAAAUUCCAAACCGUUGAUGAAGAUGGAUGGAGUACCAGUGUGAAACCGAAGAAGAAGAACAGAAAUUGA